Molecule: messenger RNA, 1125 nt
Organism: Argentina anserina (silverweed cinquefoil)
Lineage: Eukaryota; Viridiplantae; Streptophyta; Magnoliopsida; Rosales; Rosaceae
Product: probable carboxylesterase 1
Exons: 1
Coding region: 42-1040 (332 amino acids)
Molecular function (GO): hydrolase activity
Source: RefSeq, a predicted model, not a curated record
CUAGCCGCAACUCCAUAGCUAGCUCAGCUCCAAAGCCUCCAAUGCAAUCACUCCGCCUUCCUCUCUUCCACUAUCUCCACCGCACCACUUCACCACUUCACCCCACAAGACCCUUCUUCCAAAUUCGUUCUCAUACCACACAACCCAUCAAAAACGACGCCGUCACUCACGAGUUCCGCUUCUUCCGGGUAUACGAAUCCGGAAAAGUCGAGAAAUUCCACCAAACCCAUAAAGUCCCUCCCUCGCACGACCCCGUCACCGGAGUCCAAUCCAAAGACGUCAUCAUAUCCUCCGAGCCCGCCGUCUCCGCCCGUAUUUUCCUCCCCCGGAUCCGCCACCCGACCCGGAAACUCCCCGUCCUCUUCCACGUCCACGGCGGCGGCUUCUCCUUCGAAUCCGCAUUCUCCCCUCACAUACACAGCUACGUCAGCACUCUCUCCUCCGCGGCUGACGUCAUCGCCGUCUCCGUCGAGUACAGGCUGGCUCCGGAGCACCCGAUCCCGGCCUGCUACGACGAUUCGUGGGCGGCGCUCAACUGGGUCGCGUCGCAUUGCAGUAGAAACGGACCGGAGCCCUGGUUGAAUGACCACGCCGACUUUGACAGUGUCUUUGUCGCUGGGGACAGCGCCGGAGGAAACAUUUCGCAUGAUCUUGCGGUCCGGGUCGGGUUGUUGGGCUUACCCGGAGCGAAACUAGUCGGGGCGGUUCUCGUGCAUCCUUAUUUUGGGGGGACUGAUGAUGAUGCCAUGUGGCUCUACAUGUGUCGCGAUAACAAUGGGUUGCAGGAUAGGAGGCUGAGACCGAGUCUAGAGGAUCUGAGAAGGCUUGGGUGUGAGAGGGUGCUGGUUUUUGUUGCUGAGAAGGAUCAUUUGAGUGGUGUGGGGAAGAAUUAUGUGGACCAAUUGAAGAAGAGUGGGUGGAAUGGGAGUGUGGAGAUUGUAGAGAAUGAAGAAGAUCAUUGCUUCCAUUUAGAGGACCUCAAGUAUGAGAAGGCUGUGGCUUUGAUUAGGAGGAUUGCUUCAUUCAUUAAGCAUCGGUAAACAAUUCCGGUGAUCUGGUGUGUUUCUUUGUUGCUUGAAUGUUCAUGUAUGGAUUUUCAGACUUAAAGUAUUUUGAAACAUUGAU